AUGCCGGUGGAAAUUCGAGCAUUCGCUGAUUUGCAGAGGAUUAUCGCCGAUGCUGGAGCCUCAAAGUUGCUCAUUUGUGACUUCUAUGCGGAUUGGUGCGGUCCGUGUCGAAUGAUCGCUCCACUCUUCGAGCAACUCUCGCAACAAUUUCCGGAUGCCGUCUUUUGCAAGAUCAAUGUCGAUAACUGUAGAGAUGUGAUGACAUUUUAUCGAGUCCGAGCCAUGCCGACGUUUGUUUUUUUGAAAAACAAUGUCGAGGUUGAACGAAUGGAAGGAGCGAAUCCGCAGCGAUUACAGCAAAUCAUUUCGACACACUACACGGCCGAUAAUCCAAAUGCGGCUACCGAACUGGAACGAAAUUUUUUGAGGCUAUUUGAGAGUGCUUCUAAUAAGAUGCAGAUUUAUAAAGAUGAGGUGAAUCAAACGUUGGCUUUGAGUCUGAUCCCAAACGAGCGUCUCCGUGCAGAUUCGAUGAUUGAUGAAAAGGUUAAUCUAUUUCAUCUGUUGAAGAAUUUAACGGAAUGGUUCAAAGUGGAGUUCUUUUCGUGGACUGACACGCCAAAAUGCGAAUGUGGCGAAGUGACCUCAAGGAAUACGUACAAAGAAGGAACACCGACUGCAGAAGAAUCAUCUUAUGGAGCCGAUCGAGUUGAGGUUUACACGUGCAAAUGUGGCAAAGAUGUCCGAUUCCCUCGAUACAAUGAUCCGACGAAACUUUUGGAGACUCGCAAUGGUCGCUGCGGUGAAUGGGCGAACUGCUUCACUCUUUGUGCGGCAGCGAUGGGUUUUGAUGUCAGAUAUAUCUACGACGUGACCGAUCAUGUGUGGUGUGAGGUUUGGGUGCCGGAGCUCGAUCGAUGGGUACACGUGGAUCCUUGUGAGAAUCUUAUCGACUCACCGCUCGUCUACGAACUGGGUUGGAAAAAGUCGCUGAGCUACGUGGCUGCUUUCGGAUUUGAUCACGCGUACGAUGUCACCUGGAGAUACAUCAGUGACGCUCGGAAGACAAAGAAAAGAAGAACCGCCGUCCGAGAGACCGUCUUGCAAAAUUUUCUAACGAAAUUAUCAAAUCGGAUGUCUAAAGAUGCCACUCAACAGCGAAAAGACGAAUUGAGUCAGCGUCGAUUACGAGAACUUAUCGAACUACUUCAUAUUGCACCGAGAACGGACAGCAAGAAUUAUGGAGGACGAAUCUCGGGCGAUGAACGAUGGAAAAAGGAACGAGGCGAGGGUGGCUCAUGUACAACGAGUCCCAAAAGAAAACAAAUUGUGAUUCGACCGAAUGAUCAAGAAAUGUCAAAGAAGAAAUUUACGCUUUCUUAUAACGUUGUGAAAGAUGCGUAUUUGCGAGGAGAAACUGCCUCAAAAGGAUUUCACUCGAUGGUCUUCAAAUCGAAAGAUAUUCAAUUGAAGAAAGAAUUUGACUGGAAGAAAGCGUACUUGUGCCGGAAAGAGGGAAAAGAUGAGGGAGAAAUCUGCUGGACCGUCGAUUUGACUGGAUUAAAAGCGAAACGAGCAUUUUUGAAGGUCGAUGGAAUGGCGACGUUUGAAGGAGGAAAACUAACAAUGACGGUAUGCGCUGAUGAUGUGUGCAUGCGAGUACCGGCUUCCGGCGAGCUCAUAUUCGAUGACCCACCGAGCACGAUGUUACAGAUUAAGGCACAUCUAUCCGGUGGUCGUGGAGAGAACGCUUUUCAACACACGCAACUCUUCCGUGCAUCACUUGUCGAAGCGACGGAGACUUCACAAAUGCAAAUCGAAAUCGAUUUUGAG
Molecule: messenger RNA, 1773 nt
Organism: Mesorhabditis belari
Lineage: Eukaryota; Metazoa; Nematoda; Chromadorea; Rhabditida; Rhabditidae
Source: the annotation of a GenBank genome assembly